Messenger RNA from Cricetulus griseus (Chinese hamster), 2741 nucleotides. The record is from RefSeq and is a predicted model, not a curated record. NCBI's taxonomy places the organism in Eukaryota, Metazoa, Chordata, Mammalia, Rodentia, Cricetidae.
CCUCCUUUAGCCCCACCUCCUCCUAUUCCCUGGCCUGGGCCAAGCACUCUAGUUGGUUCCAGAUGUCAGGUUCCAGAGGCCGGGUCCCAGAGCUGGAAACCACCUGUGGAGCUCUCCCUCCACAAGCUGCCUGCCUGGGCAAGAUGUGUUGGCUGUUGUUCCUUUGGGGAACCCUCCAUACUUGCCCUACUCAGGCCUCUGUGCUCUUGGCCCAGCAGCUACCACAGCAAGUGACGUCCCCUGGAUACCCAGAGCCAUAUCUCAAAGGCCAGGAGAGCCACACUGAUAUUGAGGCUCCAGAAGGGUUUGUCGUGAGACUGGUCUUCCAGGACUUUGAUAUAGAGCCGUCCCCAGGCUGUGAAGGGGACUCUGUCACAAUUUCAACCAGAGGAACAGAUGCCAUCUGGCUGUGCGGGCAGCAUGCUUCCUCUCUGGAGAGCACUCCUGGGCACAGGGAGUUUGUGUCCUCUGGGAGGAGUUUGCGGCUGACCUUCCGGGCACACUCUCCUUCCCAGAACAAGAUCACACACAGCCACAAAGGUUUCCUGGCUCUCUACCAAGCUGUAGCUGUGAACCAGCCCAAUGGAGACUCUGAGGCUGUCACUACACCUGGAGCUGACUGUCCCAGGAUUCAGAACCACUGUCAAGAUCCCUACUAUGAGGCCAAACAAACUGGGACAUUCAACUGCCCAUCUUUGGGGACUUGGAAGGACAGACAGGAUAAGGAACAGGUUCCUCAAUGUGUGCCAGUCUGUGGAAGACCAGUCAUCCCCAUUGCCCAGAACCCAAAGACUUCUGGUUCUUCCCCAGCUAAGCUGGGCAACUUCCCUUGGCAAGCCUUCACCAGUAUCUACGGUCGUGGGGGCGGAGCCCUGCUGGGUGACAGAUGGAUCCUGACGGCUGCCCAUACCAUCUACCCCAAAGACAGCGUCUAUCUCAGAAAGAACAAGAGUGUGGAAGUGUUUCUCGGUCACACAGACGUAGACGAGCUGCUGAAACUGGGGAACCACCCUGUCCGCAGGGUCGUGGUUCACCCAGACUACCGCCAGCACGAGUCCCACAAUUUCAACGGGGACAUCGCCCUCCUUGAGCUUCAACACAGUGUCCCUCUGGGCCCCAACCUCCUCCCAGUCUGCCUGCCCGACAAUGAGACACUCUACCACAGCGGCCUGUGGGGCUAUGUCAGCGGGUUUGGUGUGGAGAUGGGCUGGUUAACGACAAAGUUGAAAUACUCACAGCUGCCUGUAGCUCCCCGGGAGGCCUGUGAGGCCUGGCUCCACCAGAAGCAGAGGACUGAGGUGUUUUCUGACAACAUGUUCUGUGCUGGGGACGAGAAUCAGGUGAAUAGCGUCUGCCAGGGGGACAGUGGCAGCGUCUACGUGGUAUGGGACAAUCGUACUCUCCACUGGGUGGCCACAGGCAUUGUAUCCUGGGGCAUCGGGUGUGGCAAGGGAUACGGCUUCUACACCAAAGUACUCAGCUACGUGGACUGGAUCAAGAGGGUGAUGGACGGUAAAGACUGACCCCAGGGUCCUGAGCGGUGGACCAGCACUGUGGAGGUCCCAGCCAAGGACGAGCAGAAGUGAGGGUCGGUCCACUUGGGGUCAGGGAACCCUAUUUAAGUCACUGAUUCAUCAACCCACUGCCCAGGAGAAAGCCUCCUCCCCUGAACCUACACCAUCCCAAAUCAGAAGCCGCACCCGCUGCCUGCUUCUCGCCUUCAGCUUUCCAGGGUUUUGUACCAGGGAAGCCCUGGACAUCUAAGCAACCCUUGCUUAGAACAUCUUUUUUUCUUGUUCAAGGCAGGAUCUCACUCUGUAGCCCAGGCUGGCCUCAAACUCAUGGCAAUGAUCCUGUUUCAGCCACCCAAACACUGGGAUUAUAAACAUCUGCACAGUUAAACUUGGCAGUGUCACCGUGGGCAUCUUUUUGAAUCCCCGACCUCAUCUAUUGACAGUUUUGUUUUGUUUUGUUUUGUUUUUCUGCAUUUACUUGUGGAACGGCUAUCACCUCAUUCAGAUGGAGUGUGGAGGAAGGGGUUUUAACUGCAUUGUAUCUCUAAAACAUUCCAGAGACCCUUCUGUCGACCUUCAAAUGUGCGAAGCAGUUGGCUUCACCACCUAUCACAGCUCCUGCAUGCAAUUACAGUAAAGCUUCCUGCAUCUCCUGUGAGCCAAGACUAUUGCCUGUUAUCUCGACAGAUUCUGGCACCGUGCUGGCAAAGGGCGUGUGAGCCUCCAUCCGUGUCUCACAAUGAGGAAACAGAAGCUCGGAAAGAUACAGAUGGUAGUUUGUGGAAGUCCACGGCAGGUUCUUGAUUGAGGCUGCAUUCCUCCCCGCACGCUCUCAGGGAUACCUCUCAGCUGCCCUCAAGACCUACCUCAUCAUCGCCUCCUUCUCCAUUGCCAGACUCUGCCCCAGGGAAGGAGCCUUCUCUCACGUUCCUGCUGGCCCUCAUCACCAAGGGCACCGCCAGCCUGAGGAGACAGUGAAAAGAAAAAAAAUGAAACACAACAGAAUAGAGGAUGGAUACCAUGAAAGAGAAGGAACGAAGUGUUGAGAGUAAAGGUGUUCUGUGGUCCAGGGUUAAGUUUAUCUUUGAAAAACAGCAGGAUCCAAGCUGAGCAAGUAACGCACACCUAAAGUCCCAGGCACUCAGGAGGCUGAGGAAGAAGGAUCAGAGCAGCCUGAUCUCAUCUUAAAAGUUUAAAAAAAAAAAAAAAAAUAGCCAGUAGGUGGUG